Staurois parvus is the source of this 1549-nucleotide messenger RNA. The record is from the annotation of a GenBank genome assembly. Lineage: Eukaryota; Metazoa; Chordata; Amphibia; Anura; Ranidae.
GUAGGCAAAUUUUUUGUGUUGCAGCGAGAGAUUUUUUUUUUUUUUUAAAGCAGCAACUCGCUUUUUUUUGGGUCCCUCCAAUGUGCCGAACGGCUGCUGCACAAAGAUCCCAGGUCAGUUUUCAGUCACCACUAGGGGCGGCAGUUGUCUUUAGCCGGCGACCACUCUGCAAAGUCCAUCCCUUUAGAAAGGAAAGCGUACUGGGAGAAGUACCUACCUCUGGUCAGUGUGCAGCUGCCCCACUCCUACUCUCUGGCGGCGUCUCUUCUGGAGCGGAACGCGUCGGACGUUAGCGCCGUGCAGGAAUGGGAGGCGGAGUGGAAGAGCCAAGGACUGGCAUCCCGCUUGUCUGCUGAGGAGUACCGCAGCAGGAAACGUCAGCGUUUGCAGAAGAGGAUACAGGAUCAGCUUCGUCAGUGUAGCCAGAGGCUGUCCGAGUCCAACACGCAGGCCUCGGCCACGCAGGAUCUGGUGGACAUGCUCAAAGCCUUCACCGUGGAGGGAGGAGCCGACCAGAACAAAGGGUCAAGGUUCACCCACGCCCAGAAAUUCACUCACCAGCAGGAUCCUCAAGUAUUAAACGAGCAAAUGCAAAGAGCCACUGAAAGCCUCUCCAGAAGAGACGCACAGGAUGCAGAUGCCGAGCAGCAAGAACUGACAUCUCUACAGCAGCAGAUUGAACUCGUAGAGCAGGAGAUCAAAGGGCUGACAGAGAGCGCCAAACUCCUCCAGCUCACCCUCACUCAGGUGGAGGAGGAGACGAGUACGAUGCACGAUCGCUGUGAAGAGAAGGAGGACGUGGUCAGAGUAAAGAAGAGAGCGGUGGAAUUAUUGCCCGACGCAGACAACAAUCUUGCCAAGUUGCAGGCCAUGGUAGACGGCAGCACUCAGCGGCUGGUGAACCUUGCUGGUCAGGGGAAUGCCAUCGGGUUUCGGCUGGUGGAAAGAGUACAGAGAGCUGAGGAGGGUUCACCAAAAGAAGGAGGACGAGUCUUCUCGUUGGAUGAAAGACGUCAAAGAUUUAUAUGACAAAAUCCGAGCCGCCGCUGAUGAGGCCAAGCGCAAAGAAGAGCUAUACAAGCAGCUGGUGUCUGAGUACGAAUCCCUUCCUAAGGAGGUCUCCCGAGCCGCCUACACCCAGCGCAUCUUGGAGAUUGUCAGCAAUAUUAAGAAGCAAAAGGAGGAAAUCACCAAGAUCCUUUCAGACACUAAAGAACUGCAAAAGGAAAUAAACAGUUUAACAGGAAAAGUGGACCGGACGUUUGUGGUCACCGACGAGCUCGUGUUUAAGGAUGCCAAGAAGGAUGAACCAGUCCGAAAGGCCUACAAAUAUCUGGCUGCCUUACACGAGAAUUGUGGUCAGCUCAUUCAGACCAUCGAGGACACGGGGACUAUCCUGAGGGAGGUCCGAGACUUGGAGGAGCAGAUAGAAACGGAGACGGCUAAGAAGACGCUGAGUAAUCUGCAGAAGAUCCUGGAAGAUUACAAGGCCAUCAAACAGGAGAAUUCUUCGUUGCUGGGUCGCGUGAGGGAGGCCGAGAGCGCUUGA